Molecule: messenger RNA, 4873 nt
Organism: Xenopus tropicalis (tropical clawed frog)
Lineage: Eukaryota; Metazoa; Chordata; Amphibia; Anura; Pipidae
Gene: nyap1
Product: neuronal tyrosine-phosphorylated phosphoinositide-3-kinase adaptor 1
Exons: 8
Coding region: 1035-3044 (669 amino acids)
Biological process (GO): phosphatidylinositol 3-kinase/protein kinase B signal transduction; neuron projection morphogenesis
Source: RefSeq, a predicted model, not a curated record
GCACCUCCCUCCCCUCCCCCUCCCUCCAUCAUUUCCCAGCCUCAUUCUGGACACCGGGACCGGAGCCACCGAGCAGCCACCGGCCUGACCCAGGAAUCUCUCAGUGAGUAGAGAAACACACAAACCCCGGGAAUGGGUCGAUUCUGAGUUGAUUUUGCGGCUGCGGAACCGUCGCUGAGUUCCAGAUAUGAAUAUUUUCCUGCCGUUACGGGGUCCCGGCGCCGUUUCCUUGCCCGGCCGGUACAUUGGCCAAUACCCUGAGGGGCACAUUGGCGGCCAUUGAAGGUUUCAGGCUUUACAUGGCGCAAGAAAGGGGGAAAAUGCCAAAAUCUUUUGGGGGGGCAGCAGAGUCGGGGAGAAUGUGGCGCGGUUCUUGCUGCUCUACAAUGUAAUUUCUGCCAAUAACCCCCCCACACACACUGACAAGGAUUUGCUGACAAUGGGACUGGCCCAUGAUAGAGACCCCCCCUAUUCAUAGGUUUCCCAGCGCUGAAUGAGCCCCUCACAAAACCCCCCGUUGCCGGAGAUGCUUUUUACUUCCAUUUCGGGCUGAGAAGCCAAUAAAUAUCUCAGAAGAUUCUUUCGGAUCAUUUGGAUUGUUCGGAAAACUUGGAAAUUUACAAAUCAAGGACAAACAUGUCAGAAGGGGUUCCGCGUCUGCGGUUCUGGAUCCAAACUCAGCUUGGAACCUUGUACUGAGAACUUUCUCCUGUAGUAACUGCUGCCCGGGGGCAAAACUCGCUUCGAGAAUGGAAACCUACGGUCAGGAUUUCUGCUCUUCCACUAAUGUGGCCCCCCCUGUUGGACCCCAUUAGAACUCCUCUCCAUGAUGUGCGGAUGACAGGAUCCAACAUCUGCCGGAGUGGAUUUAUAGAAAGUUCUGGGGGGUAAAAAGGGGAUAAAAGAACUGAAGGACUGAAAAUUCCAUUAAAUGCUGAUGCCGCACAGAAAGGGAAAGUCUGGGGGAGAAGCCACUCCAGUGAGUGCUGUAAAGUACCCACUUCAAAGGGGGUCUAGUGUUGAGACUCCAGAAGAUGACCUCUGGUUCCUCUGACCUGGUAACCAUUCUUGGGGUUGAGAAGAACGGAGCCAUGAAUCUCCUGUAUAGAAAGAGUAGAGUGGAGUGGAGGCAGAAAGACGAGGAGACAAAAAAGAGCAAUACAGGGAAGGUCCGGGACAUGGCCUCGUUCCGCCGCCACUUCCGAAUGGGAUUCAUGACCAUGCCGGCCUCGCAGGAACGAGACCCUCUACCAUGUGGGAACGCCAUGGCCCCACGCUCCCUGUCCUGCCAUUCUGUUGGCAGCGCUCCAGAAGAGAGUGGAGGAGAAGGUGGACCCACGGGGAGGAGACCCCCAGCCAAGCCGAAGAGGAAUCCCAGCACCAAACUCAGCUUUGCCGGGGAGGGGAGAGUUCAGGAUGAACGAAGGAUACGGAAGGAAGGAGGGUCCCUCAAAAGUGCCUCUGAGUCCCGCCGCAUGCCCCCCCAGAAGCCGCAGCGGAGCCCCCAUACACACCUUUCAGCCUCCUUUGAUGAGACCUAUGCCAGGCGACCAGCCUCCACCUCUGCCAUCCAGCCUUCCACUACAUGCCCUUCCUCACACUCCCCAGAAGAACCCGUCUACAUUGAAAUGGUGGGAAAUGUUUCAAGAGGGCUCCCCCCACCUUCGACCCCAGCUCCACCAGAUGAAGAUUCAGAUGGAGAAGAAGAGGCCAUUUACGAGGAGAUGAAAUAUCCGGUACAUGAAGAACAUCCAUCUCAUCUAAGGCAUCCUCAGCGCCGCCACGCUCCUCCACUCAGGACACCUGAAGUGGACAUCCCCCCUCCGUUCCCAAAUUUGCUGCAGCAUCGUCCUCCAUUACUGGGAGCCCCUUCAGGCAAGGGCAAUAAAGUCACAAAACCUAUUCCCCCAGUGUCUUCUAAGCUGCCAGUUCCUCACAAGGAGUUGCCACCCUCAGUUGCAACCUCUUCCAUUCAUCUUCCUCCUUCUGGCCGUGCUCGUAGCCAUUCGACUCCAUUGCCCCCACAGACUUCAGUCCAGCAUAGGCCAGAAUCUGUAACCCCACUUUCUCGAGGCUCAGGCUGCACGCAGGAGAAAGGGACAUCCAUGCUUCCCAUUCCACAUGGGCAAUCCCGAGACAAAGCCCUCUCUUACACAAUGGUCUACUCUUCAGUGAAGGUGACACAUUCCCUACUUCCAGCCUCACAGGUGGAAGAGAAGACAGAACGGGAGAUCUCAGUGCUAUCCGGACUCAUCUGUCCAGCAUCCCGUGUGGCGGGGACACAGUUGCCCAGCCGCCCACCCUCAACCCAGCCUCACCAGGGGCAAGGGGAACAGUCUUCCCCUGCUGUCUGGACUUAUCCUGCAGGCAGGAGGCCGCCAGCAUAUGAAAAUAGCAUGAAGGGCUCCAGAGGAACACAGGCCACAGAUCCUCGAGGAGGGACGGUGGAGGAGGAAAGGGCCGGUACAGUGUGGGACUUACAGAGAAGGAUGUCCUGUGGACGAAGAAGCCAAAUGGGUGAACCACUGGCAGAUGGAUCCCGGGUUUGGAAUGGGAAUCCAGUGAGGCCGGAGAAGGGGAGUCAGGGGACUGGGGGUUCAGGAAUCCCAGUGAGAACUCAGCAGAGCCUGGACGGUGCCGUUGGGCGCGGAGCAAGUAGGACGGGGCUACCGGUUCCAUGUCAAACCUUCCCAUCUUGCCACCGGACCACAGACCUUGGGGGGAUUUACCGUCUUGGUCGCUCUGCCUCAACCUCGGGGGUACGUCAAGCGUCGACACAGCGGCAGAGCCAGGCCAUGCUGCCCAGUACACCCCCAGUUCCUUCGUCCAAUAGGGAGAGAGAUGGGAAGCUCCAGGAGGUCAUCGAACGCAAGCGAUUCCUGUGCCACGAGAUUAAAUCCCGGCAGCCAAGAGUGGAGCGGGGAUUAUGCAAGCAGGAGAGUCUGCCCAUUCUGCCCAGCUGGCGUCGGGGCCCCGAGGGGCGCAAAGGGGGUACCCCACCGUGCCAUCGGCAGCAAGCUGUGGUGUGGGACACUGCCAUUUGAGUUCAUCUGCCCAACUUCAACCUGAGGUCUCUCCCGGGGACGCUGGCCGGAACCCUGAAGAGAAAGCCAGGGGUGGAGACAAGAUGUGGUUUGGAAAUGGAGAUACUUGGAGGAUACAAUAUGAUUUGCAUGUAUUAAGGUAUUAGUAAGGGAGAGGGUUGGAGUAUUGUGUGAGUAGAGCCAAGAUGGAAGGAUGUGGGGGUGUCCCCUUAGGGAAAAGUAUUAUAUGUAUAUACAGGUUACCCUGCAAGGGAGAGGUGAGGAGGCGCCCGUUGUGUCUUGGGUUGGUGAGGGAUGGUCUCCACUGAGGAGUAACGUGAGGGACGCUUGGUUGUGGAAACGUUGAAACCAACCUUGCAUUUGAGAGUGACCCUAAGGGAAUGGGCCAUGGGAAUGGGGGCAGGAAGGGGGUGUUGAGGUGCCAUGCCCUGUUCUGGAGAGAUAAUAUGAUGGUGGGAAGGUUGGGAGGCUUCGUUGGCAAAGAGCAGAUGACAAAUGGUAAAUUUCCCAAAUGUCCCAAAGUAAUAAGCAAUGGGCAGUAGUAAUGUGCCAAACUAGGAGAUAUGCCUACGGGAGGGCACAUUGGUAGGAGAUGUGAGAUGGACCCUGGAACCAUGAUGGCAGCAAAGCCAUACCCUAGGGAGGCUGCCCUGGACAGUAGGUCACCAUGCCAAGACCCCACAACAGCGCAACAAUGAGGCUCUUAGACAUCUUCUUAAGUGUUGUCCAAGACUGCAACACAAAUACCCCACAAAAGGCCCAACCCUGAGGUCCUAGAUACGUCUUGAUGUUCAAGACUGCAGCCUACUGCCCCGGCCUACAAACCCCAUGGUCAUUUGAUGCAAACUGGUGCCUUCAAAUGGUCAUGGGAUUUGUAGAGCAACAGUCUGGUCACUAUGGCUGGUAGGCAAACUGCUGGAGAAAAGGGACUCAAGGGUCAGUGGGGGUAUUUAGAUUGGACACACUCUGAGUGUUGCCCAGAUAGCAAGGGUGCCCAGUAUAAAGGGCGGGUGAGGCAUUGUGGGAAGGAUAAUGUGGGAUUGUAUGGCCAAGUGAGUCCAUGAUGAUGGGACAUUGCCUGGGCAGAUACCAACCAAGAGUCCAAAGCAUUCAGAUACACUCCUCUAUCAUCAGUGGGAGCUUCUGGAGGUUGGACCUCCGAACCAGAACUCUCAGGGUUCUCUGACAGUCAUUGGCUGUGGGAGGGCCCUAAAAGCUGUAUUUUAGCCAGUCUUGGAAGAGCCCAGGUUGCCAGGCAUAUCUGACCCCUUCCUUGUCUAACUACCCCAUCACUUAGUCCCAACAACUGCCCCACCCGGCAAGGCAGCUUUAGGGAACUGCCCCCUCGGAACCUGUCACAUUCUGCUCCAGUUUUUGGGACACACGCUUUUUUUACAGGGACUUUUUUUGGGGUGGGAGGGGCUAAUAGAAAAUACCGUCAGAAUUCCUACGAAUACAUAAUCAUAUUACGUUUUCGCUUUUUCGUAUCAUUUUUUCUGAAACUGUAAAAAGUUUUUCGACUAUCUAUCCAUGUAUAUAGGCAGUAAAACGACAAACAUUUUUGUACAGAGGAGGAACUGAAGGGUUAAAAAGAUUGUAACAUCGAUUCCGUUUGCCUCUUUAAACCCCACGUCUGCCAAAUUGUGUUGCUUAUUGUCGCUCUCUCUAUGGCAUUUCAUUGGCCAAUUCCUUUCCUAUUGGAAUCCAAGAAAUGUGAUGAAACGAUUGGUUGAAUGUAUUUCCUGGCUCCGUUGGGCCAUUUCUUUAUAUUAACCCUGUAUUUCCUUAUUUAUUUCUUUAUAUUAACCCUUUAUUUCCUUACUAUUUCC